Molecule: messenger RNA, 1005 nt
Organism: Exophiala dermatitidis NIH/UT8656
Lineage: Eukaryota; Fungi; Ascomycota; Eurotiomycetes; Chaetothyriales; Herpotrichiellaceae
Product: pyrroline-5-carboxylate reductase
Exons: 2
Coding region: 1-1005 (334 amino acids)
Biological process (GO): L-proline biosynthetic process
Molecular function (GO): pyrroline-5-carboxylate reductase activity
Source: RefSeq, a predicted model, not a curated record
AUGGCUGCUGCGCUCCGGGUAUUGAACGGCAGCACCAAUGGCUCCGAGAACUCAGAGAUGACGGUGACCUUUCUUGGAUGCGGAACAUUGAACACAGCCAUUCUCACCGGUAUCCUAUCCUCUCUACAGGAAGAUGCAACCAGCUCUUCAUCUUCGAGCGCCGAGUCCUCAACGAACGUCCGUACACCCAGCCGAUUCAUCGCAUGUGUCCGACGACCCGAGUCAGCGCAGCGCAUCCAGCGCGCGGUGCAGGAAUACUCGACGCCCGUGACGGUGUUACAGAAUGAGAACGUCAAGGGCGUUAAGGCCGCGGACGUGGUGAUCCUCGGGUGCAAGCCAUACAUGGUCGAAAGCGUGCUCGCAGAGAAAGGGAUCCAAGAGGCUCUGGCAGGCAAACUGCUGGUGUCGAUCUGCGCCGGCGUGCCCGUCGACCAGAUUGGACGCGCCCUCUACGGCGCCGACUAUCCCGACCACAUCCACAUCCAUUCAAACCCGUGCCGCAUUGUACGGGUCAUGCCCAAUACGGCGGCCAUGAACCGGGAGUCGAUGACCGUGAUUGCGACGUCGACCUCGCCGUUGCCUUCUGAAUUGUCCGCCAUAGUCGAAUGGAUCUUCACCAGGAUCGGCCGUGUCGUCCAUCUGCCCCCGUCGGCCAUGGAUGCCUCGACCGCCCUGUGCGGUUCCGGCCCGGCGUUUUGCGCCCUGAUGCUUGAGUCUCUGGUUGAUGGCGCCGUCGCCAUGGGUAUCCCCCGUCAAGAGGCUCAGCUGAUGGCCGCCCAGACCAUGCGCGGCACUUCUGCCAUGGUGCUGGCUGGUGAACAUCCCGCCUUCAUUCGAGAGAAGGUCAGCACCCCCGGUGGCUGCACCAUUGGUGGUCUUUUGGUCCUAGAGGAGGGCGCGGUCAGAGGUACCAUCUCCCGCAGCAUCAGAGAAGCAACUGUCGUCGCCUCUGAGUUGGGCAAGGGCGUCACAAAUGUCAAUGGUACUCGGUUUUCUAGGCAAUAG